AUGCUCAAACGGAAAAGUGAAGAAAGCGAACACAAUACUGUAAAACGUAUUGCGCUUGACAGUGACGCAGUGGAACAAAAGGAUAUAGAGAAUGAUAAACAUCAGACUUCUGCCUCUCUCACAGCCACAGAUGAAUCGGCUGAAAAUGGAGAUCUGGAAGAUAUGAAUGAUGCUGAAUCGGUCAAGGAUGUCAACGAUGACAACUCGGAAAUUUUAGAACCUGAAAAUACUUCGGUGACUUCUGGGUCGGUCGGUGGUGAUAUUGCUGAGAAGAAUAAGGACGAACUGGAAACUAGCACCACUCCGGAAGAAAGCAAGCAAGACUUGCCUGGCCAGAGUGAAGAAGAAACGAAAACUCCGCCAAUAUCCUCUCACAGAGUUGUCUAUAAUGAUGAUCCUAGCUAUGUGCACUUUCGAAUGCUUUGCACAAUAAGUGAGGCCGCUACUGUUGUUGGUAAAGGGGGAGAGACGAUAUCGAAAAUCAAGGAGAUGUCAAAUGCUCGCGUCAAUGUUAGUGAAAACUUGAAAGGUAUUCCUGAACGUGUCAUCAGUGUGAGAGGCCCCGCUGAGUAUGUAGCUAAGGCAUUUGGCCUUAUUGUGAGGAUGCUUUUGGGUGAGCAGUUGAAUGUUCCUUCUUCAUUGGAGUCGAAACAAUACAAUCUUCGUCUUUUAUUCCCUCACACGGUGAUGGGCUACAUCAUAGGUAAGCGAGGAUCAAGAUUCAGGGAGAUUGAAGAGAAUUCUGCUGCCAUGUUAAAGGCCAACGAUCAGAUCCUUCCUGCCUCUUCUGAUAGAGUUCUUAACAUCAAUGGUGUCGCGGAUGCUAUCCACAUAGCUGCUUAUUACAUUGCGCAAACAGUGAUAGAGCAUAAACCGCAAAUGUCAAAGGCUAUAUAUUACAAUCCUGCCAAUUUUGCUCAGCCAACAAUUCCUGUGUAUAAUCAGGCAUUAAGACCUUUUCCGCCAUCACAAGUACCACAAUCCCAGCCUUCUGGUCAAGAUGCACACCAGCAAAUGGGCGAUUAUAGAGGACCUAGAAUGGCACAUCAGCAGUACAGCUCUCCUGCGCAGUCUGGAUACCCUCCUAUUAUGGGUGUACCUUCACAAAUGAUGGGUCUGUACGGACAUAUACCACCACCUCCGCCUGCUACUUCUGGUCAACAACAAUCCUCAUUAGGGGAAUCGCAGGGGGGCAUUUCAAGUGAUUCCCGUGGUGCUAAACCUGUCAAUAUGAGUGGUGGAUUCUACCAGCCCUCAUAUGGCACUACCCAAUUCAAUCCUGAUACGGCAACAUCCAACACCCGAACUGGUGCUGUUUCCACAGGUUCCGAUGGUAAGCUGAAUCAAGAGGUAUUUGUUCCUCAAAAUCAUAUUGGACUUGUUAUUGGUAGAGGAGGUAGAAACUUGAAAGAUAUUAGACUGCAGACUGGAUGUUACGUUAAGAUUAAUGAAGAAAUUCCAGGUUCUACUGAAAGGAAAUUGACUUUGAUGGGAAAUAUGUACGGUAUUCAAAAUGCUCUGCUCUUGAUAAAUAACAAAAUCGAGAACGAAAAGCUGAGAGAGCUUAGAGGAGACUCUAGAGAGCAGCAUACCAGUCACGGUGGCAACAACGAGUCGAAUAACCCUUCUAAUGAGUCUUCUUUACCUCAACGGACAUUCACUUCUCAGGGGAAUCAAAAUGGGACAAAUGAGUAA
Molecule: messenger RNA, 1695 nt
Organism: Brettanomyces nanus
Lineage: Eukaryota; Fungi; Ascomycota; Pichiomycetes; Pichiales; Pichiaceae
Exons: 1
Coding region: 1-1695 (564 amino acids)
Biological process (GO): regulation of gene expression; regulation of RNA metabolic process
Cellular component (GO): nucleus; cytoplasm
Molecular function (GO): mRNA binding
Source: RefSeq, a predicted model, not a curated record